CGAUUCUUCAUGCAUAAAAAAAUCCGGUCCCACUUACCAAUACCAGUUAGCCCUUUCCUCCCUCUCUUGUACCCCGCUUCCCCCGAACCCUAGCCGCCAGAUACCAAUCUCCCUCCUCUUCCGCUCCCCGCCUCCGCGAACCUCCUGAGCUGAUUCUCGCACCUUGGUCCAAGAUGUAUCUCCAGUACUACGUCAACGAGAAGGGUGUCAAGGUGUACACCACCAAGAAGGAAUCCCCUCUCGGUGUGCCGACUCAGUCUGCCCACCCAGCUCGCUUCUCCCCAGAUGACAAGUACGCUCGCCAGCGUUACCUGUUGAAGAAGAGGUUUGGAUUGCUGCCAACCCAACAGCCAGCACAAAAGUACUGAAGCAAUCGCAGGAUGGGUCCUCUGAAGAGACAUUUCCUUUGCGGAAUUGUUGUUUGGAGUGUAGACUAGGCGAUCAACUAUGUGAACAGAGAAUCAGUACUGCUACUUAUCUUGCUUGUUGCCGAAAUAACUCUGAAUGUAAUGCUAUGCUAUUGAUCGGUCAUGCUCUUUGUACUAUGCACUCCAUAUGAGACCAAAUCAUCUGGCUCUACCUUGCUCAUAA
Messenger RNA from Lolium perenne, 591 nucleotides. NCBI's taxonomy places the organism in Eukaryota, Viridiplantae, Streptophyta, Magnoliopsida, Poales, Poaceae. The record is from RefSeq and is a predicted model, not a curated record.